This is a messenger RNA of Racocetra persica, 223 nucleotides long. NCBI's taxonomy places the organism in Eukaryota, Fungi, Glomeromycota, Glomeromycetes, Diversisporales, Gigasporaceae. The record is from the annotation of a GenBank genome assembly.
UAAUUGUAUUUGAUAAUCGUGGAAUUGGAGAAUCAACCGUUGCUUCUUAUGAUGACCCUAUCACGAUUGAAUUAAUGGCUCAAGAUACAAUUGAAUUAAUUAAACAUCUUGGAAUUAAAAGAUUUAAUUUAUGUGGAGGGUCUAUGGGUGGCAAUAUAGCACUCUGUACUGCCCUGAACGUCCCUUCAGAUCUUAAGCUGGAGAAAUUAAUUAUUGGUUCAAG